AUGCACACGGCCAGUGUCUCACAAAUUGGUCUUGGCAUCGGCUCUUUCCUUCUGUGCGUGUUGGCUUUGUUCGCGUGCGCAAGCCAUUCAAGAACACGGUGGCGAAAAUGGAAAUCUUGCUAUGUGUUCGGAAAUCGAGAGCCCGUCAUCCAACUCAAUCACGAGGACGUGAUCACGGGUUACCAUUAUGGAGAAGCUGACCCGAGUGCAUAUAGUGGUGAGGUUAGCACGUUGUGGAAGAAGAAUAUAUUAAUGGGGGGCAAGUGUCAGCUGCCCGAUUUCUCGGGUGUUAUUAUUUACGAUUCUGUUGGGAACGUAGUCGAUACUGGUAAAAGCAAGCCCAAACUUCCAUGGAAAUGA
Striga hermonthica is the source of this 360-nucleotide messenger RNA. The record is from the annotation of a GenBank genome assembly. NCBI's taxonomy places the organism in Eukaryota, Viridiplantae, Streptophyta, Magnoliopsida, Lamiales, Orobanchaceae.